CACCUGGGUCUCCACCCCACAGCUGCACAUAGCCUCCCUAGCCCGGCGCCCGGCGACCACACUUGUCCCUCCCGCCCCCACGGCUGCCCACUCUCCCUCACCAUGGGGAACAGCAAGAGUGGGGCUCUGUCCAAGGAGAUCCUGGAGGAGUUGCAGCUCAACACCAAGUUUACCGAGGAGGAGCUGUGUGCCUGGUACCAGUCCUUCUUGAAGGAGUGCCCCAGCGGCCGCAUCACGCGGCAGGAGUUCGAAAGCAUCUAUUCCAAGUUCUUCCCGGACUCAGACCCGAAGGCCUACGCGCAGCACGUGUUCCGCAGCUUCGAUGCCAACAGCGACGGUACGCUGGACUUCAAGGAGUACGUGAUCGCCCUGCACAUGACCACGGCGGGCAAGCCCACGCAGAAGCUCGAGUGGGCCUUCUCACUCUACGACGUGGAUGGCAACGGCGCCAUCAGCAAGAACGAGGUGUUGGAGAUCGUCAUGGCUAUUUUCAAAAUGAUCAAGCCUGAGGAUGUGAAACACCUUCCAGAUGAUGAAAACACCCCAGAAAAGAGGGCUGAGAAGAUCUGGGCGUUCUUUGGAAAGAAAGAGGAUGAUAAACUUACAGAGGAGGAAUUCAUCGAGGGGACCCUGGCCAAUAAGGAAAUUCUACGACUGAUCCAGUUCGAACCUCAAAAAGUGAAGGAGAGAAUAAAGGAAAAGAAUCAGUGAUGGGAACUGCUCAUCUCCU
Onychomys torridus (southern grasshopper mouse) is the source of this 730-nucleotide messenger RNA. It is a transcript of the gene Rcvrn, whose product is annotated as recoverin. NCBI's taxonomy places the organism in Eukaryota, Metazoa, Chordata, Mammalia, Rodentia, Cricetidae. Gene Ontology annotation, molecular function: calcium ion binding. The transcript has 3 exons. The coding region runs from base 103 to 711 and encodes 202 amino acids. The record is from RefSeq and is a predicted model, not a curated record.